UCGCGGCUGGACAGACCGACAUGUUCCCGGCUCUACCCGGAACCAUUAUGCAGACAGGGAACUACCAUUUUAACGCUAGCAGCAGCAGCAGCAGCAGCAUCGGAGGAGCCGCCGUCGUCUCCACAGAGGAGGAGGAGGAGGAGGAGGAGUGGUGCUGCUGCUGGAGGGGGGGGACACCUAAAUCUGACACGGGGCGGAAAACACAGAGGAGGAGAAAAGAGGGAAAAACACGACGGAAACAAAACAAAAGAAGCGGCUUUUUUUUUUUUUUUUUUCCUCUCUCGGUGAAGCGGAGCGUUGAGCCGGUGGAGCAGUGACACCAGAGGCGGAAAGACAAUGAACAUAUCGGGGGGAACUAGUUUUUGUUAGCGGGUGAAAAAAAAGCAGCCCGAUGGAGAACCAGAGGCCCUUCACGGUGUUUUUCCGUGGAUGAAGAAAAAGGCCCCGCUGACACACUGCGUGCUCGAUGUUUUCGCACUUUUACUCCCGUGUGUCUGAGCUUGUUCUUGUGUGUGCGCACCUAGCCGUCGUAUGCUACAAGUCUGUCGGCCUAAAGUUACCGGUUGUCCGCGGACCGUUUCACCCCCACGAACAGCUGCGUGGGAGCUUCAGACCUGUGGAUCAGCCGGUUCCAAUAACUCCAUGAGGGGACGGACGGGCAGUGAAGCAGCGGUUCAUGCUCCACUGAAGUAACGGACACAAAAAUAAAAUCAGCGUACGGUUAUGGAAGACUUUAAAGAAACACUACAGACUCUUUUUAAAUUUUUUUAGUAUGAUUUAGUUUUUUGCCUAUUUAUGAACCUUUUUUUAUAUAACAUCCCACAGAAGCACUUGAAGCAUCGGCUUCUGUUGGAUUAUAGGGGUUUGUUGGAUCUUUUGGGGUCCGCACUACCUCUGAAAAUCCCCUGACAAGGGGUCACCGCUGGUUCCAGCAAUCACAGGCUCGGUGCACGUGGCAGUUGUGGCCACGUGGCACUUUGCCCCCAGCUGUAUUGGAAGAUGUUCCAGUUCAGCAAGUACCCCAUGGACAUCUUAGAGAUGCUGAGUGGACACCAGGCCCACCAGUUCAAAGGCCUCGGGUUGGAUCGACAACUGAGCCACCAGCAGCAGGUCCAGCUGCAGCAUCAACAGCAGCUCCAGCAGCAGCACCAGCCCUCCGUCGAUGGCUCGGGGAGCCUCCUGUCCGGCCUCGGCCUCGGACCCCUCCAGAGCUCUCGGAGCAAUGCCUUCGCCGACUCGUCGUCGUUGUUCGCCAAGAUGAGCGCCCCUCCCCCAUCCAUCUCCCACCAGAGCCAGUCGUCCUCGUCUCACAGCUCCCGGAAGUCCAGCAAGAUGAGCAGCAGUAGCAGCGGGAGCUCGGGGUACCCCCAGUUCAUGCGGCCCUUUCACCCGGCCGAGGCUGCGCUGGCUCAGGAGCAGCUCCACUCGGGGAUGGGCCGGUUUGACUUUGGCGGGAGCAGCAGCGGUGGCGGCGCGGGGGUCAUCGGCGGGGUCGUCACGCCCGCACCCCCGCCUCCGCCGCUGCAUCCGGGUCUCUCUGUCCCCCAGCCCUCCCCCGGUCCCCCCUCUUCCUCACCCUCCCCCUCGUCGGCCUCCAACAACCCCUCCGGCAGCACUGCGGUCCCCUUAGUCGGCCAGUCGGAUCCCCGCAGCCUCCACCAGCAGUUCAGCUGCAUGCUCGCCGCCAACCAGUACUUCCUGUCAGGCGUCCCCACCAACAGCAGCCUCGAGCAGUUCCUCGUCCAGCAAGGCACUCACAACCACUUGGGCUUGGGUCUGGGCCAGGGGUCCGAGUCAAACUCGGCCCUGGCCCCUCCCCCGGCCCUCCACUCCUCGCACAGCCACAGCCACGCAGGUCCACCGCCUCAGCAGCAACAGCAGCAGCUCACCCCCCACGCCUUAUCUCAUCCACACAGCCACGCUCACCACCCGCACCCACUCCACCCAGCUCCCCAGCCCGCCCCGCUGGGUGGCUUUGAUUUCCAAGGCAUUCCGGUCCUUUCCUCGAACCAGAUCGCGUCACUAAUGCAGCAGGAGGCCGGCCUUCCCCUUCCACUGCCUUUACACCUGUCCCUCUCUAAGGACGACGCGAAGACGGGGGACAGCUCGUCGUCGUCCGCCUCGAGCGGAGGGAGCAGGAGAAAGAAAGCGAUGGCGGGCUACUUGCCGCAGAGGAAAUCGGAAAGCAGCAGUCAAAGCAGCAGCACUGUUGGUAACUGCCACAACAGCAGCUCGAGUGGGCACAGUCAGAGCUCCUCAUCGGGCCUCGUGGGAGGAGGAUCUGGGGGUGUCGGGAUAAGUGGCGAGCCGCCGCAUUCCUCGCUCCUCUCCUCGUCCUCGCAGCAGUCGUCCUCCACCGUCUCCUCCUCUUCGUCUGCCCCUCCCUCCUCCAACUCCACCUCUGUGCUUGUAGCCAACGGUAACCAACAGUUGUCCAAAUCCCAGGACAGCCACAGUAAUAGUUCGUCCGGCCAGCCCGAACCGGAACCCCUUUACCACUGUGGUGAAUGUGGCAAAACCUUCACCCACCUCUCCAGCCUUCGACGGCAUCUCCGCAGCCACGGCUUGACGCCAGAAAGCCAAAGCAGGAAGUCGGACUGUAACUCUCCCAGUCCAGAGAGGAUAUUUUGCUGUGGCGAGUGUGGGAAGAGAUUUAAAAAGAGGGGUCACCUCAUCCAACACAGCGUCACCCACUCGGAAAACCGGCCUUUUGUCUGCACCAUCUGCCAAAAGUCCUUCAACCGGCGAGAGUCUCUCACGAGACACGAGAAGAUUCACGACGAGAAGCCUUUCCGCUGCCCGGCUUGCGGGCGUUGCUUCCGCGAGAGCACCUCUCUUCUGAACCACGCCGCAUCAGGCGCCUGCGGCAAACCUCCCCGGAGUUCAAAAAAUCGGGCCAACAGCGGAGGGAGCGGCUCGUCCUCCAACCCGAGCAGCAGUAAAAUGGGAAGCAGCGGGGACAGAGUGGGAGUCCCAAACGAUGGGGCAGCAAUGACUAAUGACAAGUAUGCACCGGAUUAUUCCAGAAAUCGCUACCAGAGCCAGUCGUCCUACAACAGCGGGGUCGAUGACUACAGGCGAUCGCAAUCUUCGUCUCUGUACUCGUCUGAGAGUACGCUAGCCAGUGAAAUGAGCAGCCAGACUCUGCGUAAGGCCCCUUUAGCUCCAACUCUUCACCCCCACCCACAGAGCCAGCAGCAGCAACAACAGCAGCAGCAGCAGCAACACCACCAUCACCAUCACCACCACCAACCGCCGCCGCCACCACCGCAGCCACACCUCCCCCUCUCCUCCCUAUUGGAUGAUUCGGAGGACGAGGUCACCAGCAGCGCGAUGUCGGCCAUCGCCGCUGCCGCCGCAGCCUCCUGUGAUAUAAACUCAGAAGGCCGGGAAGGAGAGAGGAGGGAUAUCAUCGGAGGCCUGCUGGGGGGGUUGGGGUUUGGUAACAUGGGUGGACCGUCAUCCACGUCGGGCCUCAACGGGUCCACCAUGCCUUUGACCCACCCGAGCCAGCCCCACGCGAAGCCCAGGAGGCCGAGGAAGCCCCGAGAGAAGAGGGACCCGAGCAACCUUGUCAGGAGGCGGAGGAGCCCCGCGCCCCCAGGGGACGGGACGGAGAGGCCGUACAGCUGCCAGAUCUGUUGCAAGCGCUUCAGACGGGCGGAGACCCUGCGGCGCCACAACCGCGUCCACACGGGGGAGAAGCCUCACGCCUGCGACGUGUGCGGCAAAAUGUUCCGCGAGCCUUUCCACCUCACCAAGCAUCUGACCGUGCACUCGGGUCAGAAGAACUACAAAUGCAAUCUAUGCGGUAAGAUGUUUGCCUACGCACAGAGCCUGGUGAGACACGGAAAGCUGCACAGAAAAGGUGAGAUUGACAGCCAGGGGAGGAGAGUUAAAGGUGCUGCUGCUGCCGCCGCUGCUGCCGCCAUCAGCCAAGUGGCCACCUCGGGAAACCCUGACUACUUCUCAACCUGCUCCCAAGGAGAAAAGUCUCCGACGUCCGGCACCCCCUCUCAGAGGCUUUAUACCUGCACCGUGUGCUGGAAGUCAUUCCGGCACUAUUUCCACCUCACGGCACACCAGCAGACGAUCCACGGUGGCGGGGUCGGCCUGGAGAAGUCCUUUCGCUGCGACGUGUGCGGUAAAGCCUUCGCCUACUCCAACAGCUUGGUGCGCCACAAGCUGUCUCAGCACGGCAUCGACCGCAGCGGCCAGCGCGUCAACCAGCCCCAACCCACCGGGUACUCGCCACUCUUCUAUGAUUCUGGAUCAGGCUCCAACUACGCCGGGUCAUCUCAUAUGCAGCAAGGGAACUCUGGGCCGCAGCAGCAUCAACAACAGCAACCGCAGCAACAACAACAACCGCAACAACAACCGCAUCAGCAGCUGCAGCACCCUUUUCACUACCGCUCAAAAAACUACCAAAAGCGGCAUGGACAAACAAGAAAGCAAAGGAAAAAAAAAAGGCGCGUGCUGAUCCACAGCAUCAUGAGAGACGGAAAGCUGGUGGGUGUCCCCCUGAGUAAAGACACCCGCAAGAAGCUGCUGGUCCUGAGGAAGAGGAGGGGCCGACUGCAGGCACAGCUCAAGAAAAAGAAGAUCCUGGCCCAGCUGAGGGUGAAGGGCGGCCUGAUGAGGGUCAAGUGGUGGAGCGGCGGCGCCGUCAGAGUCACGGGGCUCACCUCGAUGGACGUCCCCAUCAAGCGCUUCCCCUGCCCCAUCUGCCCCAGCGCCACGUACGCCAAGCAGGGCUCCCUGCUGAUCCACCACGCCGUCCGGCACCCGCCGAGGAGCUCGGGCCGCCACGCCCGUCUGCGCUGCCAGGUGUGCGGGAGGCGCACCAGCUCGUUACACAAAGCCUUGAAACACAGGGGCCAGCACCUCAAACAAGCUGCGUUCCAAUGCCGCCGGUGCCGACACCGCUUCUGGAACCCCGGGCUCCUGGACCGCCACAAGUUCUGCUGCCGGGGGGUGACCGCCGCGGGGAGCUGGGCGCUGAUGAAGACGAAAUCCCCCCCCGCCACUCGACCAGGCGGAAAGUGACAAUUCACCAGUCCAGCUAGCAGUCCCGGUUCUGGUCCAGCCGGAGAGAUCAACAGUUCUGACUGAGUACAGUCAGUAGAAACAACAAAAAAACAACAACAAAAAAAACUGUUUUCUAGACUAGAUUGUUUUGAUGUUUUAUUUUUUUUAAAUAAUCCAAGAAGCGAGCAAGAAGUUUUUAACAGAACAAGGAGGGAGGACGGAGGGUUUAGUGUAACUACGUAACACCCCCACACAUCUGUAUCCUUAACUUACUGCAGCAAACGGUCGUCGAUUCAUUAGAGCGGACUUCAAAAGGCCAGAAAUCACAACCACCCUCAUCUGUGUCCGUUUUUCCUGAGGUGGAGGAACUUCUAUUUUUCCCCAUUAGCAGUGUUAAUUAUGGAUUUGGAAGGUGGCCGUAGUUGUGAGGUACCUUUUCAGUACCGGUGUAUUGUUUCCACAUUAUUCACAGUUAAACCGUGUAGUCCGUGUCUCUUGCUCUGUAUGUGUUUAUUUGUUACCCCGGUGGAGAAUCUCUCACUUUUUAUUUUUCAUACCGAGAUGCCCUCGAGAUAAAUAGAUCUUUUUAAGAGAAACCUAGAAAUCCUCAUGAAGAGUAAAAGGUGUAAUCUGUCAAUCAGAAGGAGGAACAGUGUUGACCUUGUUUUUAAUGUACACUACUUUUGUCAUUUUUUUAACGAGGCGUGGACGGAGGAAACAAACACGACUCAAACUGUUAAUGUGUUGAGGAUUUGAAAAAGGACAACAGAAAUAACCGGAGUGUACUGUACAAUUGGUAUUAUAUUUUAUUAUAUAUUGAUUAUUUGCUGUUUUUUACUCCAGGUAUCAUUUCUUUUAUCAUCGUUGGUAUUGUGUGGGUGGGAGGUGACGAGUUGGGGGACUAUCUUUGUAAAACGGCGGGACGAGUAUAUGUAUCGAUGUGAUAUUGUUUCCCUUUUAUCUGCUCCCUCAUUGCCACAGUUAUGCCCAAUUUCUGUAACAUAAGUGUGUACACAUAGUUCAUUACUUAGGUCCUGUCCAGACGUGUUCUUUCUUUUCCUCCCUGUAAAACUAAAACAUGUAAUAUUAUUACUAAAUUACUAUCCUUUUCUUUGCCUAAAAGUGAGUUGUUGAAAACCCUCAAAUCAAAUAAAAAAAAAAAAAAAAAUAAAUAAAUAAAAAAUCUGAAAUGCU
Messenger RNA from Anarrhichthys ocellatus (wolf-eel), 6222 nucleotides. It is a transcript of the gene znf865, whose product is annotated as zinc finger protein 865. The record is from RefSeq and is a predicted model, not a curated record. The transcript is spliced from 3 exons. Gene Ontology annotation, cellular component: nucleus. Bases 1000 to 5046 code for a protein of 1348 amino acids. Gene Ontology annotation, biological process: regulation of gene expression. NCBI's taxonomy places the organism in Eukaryota, Metazoa, Chordata, Actinopteri, Perciformes, Anarhichadidae.